UUAGAAACAUUUUUAGACUAUCCGUUCGUCGUCUACACGCAGCACGUUAGCGGACGCGACGGACAAAAAUUCGCCGUGAUAAAAAUCAUUUCACGCGUUUGAAAAAUUCCAAAGGCGAUGUGCUAAUUUAAUCAUAUUCAUCAUGACUUCAGAAGAUGAAAAUAAACUAGACAAUAUGAAUUUAAUGGUGUUAGAGCGUGACAACAAAGAUGCUGAGAGUCAGAAAAUUACAGAAGAUCCUAUAACGAAAGCGAUCGGUGCAAUCGGAAAAUGGCAGAUAUGGAUAUGCUUCGUGAUAUUCCUUGUAAAGUUUCCAGUAGCUUGGCAUCAGAUGAGUAUCAUAUUUCUAGCACCACCCAUGAACUUUACCUGCGCGAACUCCGACAAUGAUUUUGGAAGCACCUGUCUUGCUGAGUACAAGAAUUGUACCGACUUCCAAUACGAUCGUAGUGUCUUUCACGAGACGAUAAUUUCCCAAUGGAAUUUAGUCUGCAACAGAGAAUGGUUAAAGAGCUUGACACAGACAAUCUUCAUGCUGGGCAUUCUUGUUGGCAACAUGCUGUUUGGACAUCUGUCUGACAGAUUUGGCAGACGGAUGCCAUUUGUCGCGGCUGUCUGCCUUCAGUUGAUCACGGGUGUUACAACAGCCUUCUCUGUGGACUGGUAUAUGUUCACAAUCCUUCGCUUCUUGCUAGCAGUCGCCACUGGCGGCACAAUGGUCAGCAGUUUCGUUCUCAUAAUGGAAAUCAUCGGAGCAAAGUAUAGAGAGACAGUUGGAAUAUUAUAUCAGAUACCCUUCAAUUUGGGACAUCUAACAUUGCCUCUAUUCGGCUAUUUCUUAAGAGAUUGGAAUACUUUCCAACUAGCCAUUUCACUGCCUUCAGUCUUGUUUUUAAGUUAUUAUUUUUUGUUACCUGAAUCGCCAAGAUGGUUAAUAACAGCUGGUAAAGCUAAAGAAGCUGCAGUUAUAAUGGAAACUGCUGCUAAAAGAAACGGCUUACCAACCGAUGAAAUUGAGACAACAACACAAAAAAUAUCAGCGGGAUUGAACAACGCGGAUGAAGAGCACGCAUCUUUCUUAGCUCUGUUCCGUACACCGAAGCUGCGGGCACGCACAAUUGCUAUUUGUUUUAACUGGUUCGUCUGCGGGCUGUGUUUCUUCGGAGUGUCCCAGUACAUCGGACAUGUCUCUGGUGAUAUAUUCUCUAAUGUCGCAGUAUCGGCCGCUAUUCAGGUUCCUGGUACGUUAAUAUCGAUUUACGCCAACCGAGUCCUCGGUCGUAAAGUGACUUUGAUCAGUGCCAACUGCGUCACCGGUCUAAGCUGCCUGCUCAUCAUGGUAGUCCCCGACACCGGUGCUAGUCACUUGAGCCUUGGCUGUAUCGGCCUUUGGGGCAUGAGCAUUUCUUUCGCCACGGUAUACUUGUACGCUGGAGAACUCUUCCCCACUGUUGUACGGAAUUCUGGCGUUGGUUUAGCAUCGACUGUAGCAAGAAUCGGUUCUAUGGUAGCGCCAUUUGUAGCUACACUAAGACUGACGUAUUUCUGGCUUCCACCCUUAGCUUUUGGUGUUGUACCAUUAAUCGGUGCUGGACUCUGCCUAGUAUUACCUGAUACUCGAGGAAAGAAACUUCCAGAUACGUUAGAUGAAGGUGAAGCGUGAAGAUCUUGGUUAUAUAAUGAAUGAGGCUAAUUUAUUUUAGUGUGAUAUUUUUAUACAAACUGUGACAAAUAUGUAAGCUACAUUUUAUAAUUUUAGAUACGUAUUCUUAGUAUAAA
This is a messenger RNA of Papilio polytes (common Mormon), 1779 nucleotides long. RefSeq names its product organic cation transporter protein-like. The record is from RefSeq and is a predicted model, not a curated record. Gene Ontology annotation, biological process: transmembrane transport. The transcript has 5 exons. Bases 143 to 1663 code for a protein of 506 amino acids. Gene Ontology annotation, cellular component: membrane. Gene Ontology annotation, molecular function: transmembrane transporter activity. NCBI's taxonomy places the organism in Eukaryota, Metazoa, Arthropoda, Insecta, Lepidoptera, Papilionidae.